Molecule: messenger RNA, 207 nt
Organism: Prunus armeniaca (apricot)
Lineage: Eukaryota; Viridiplantae; Streptophyta; Magnoliopsida; Rosales; Rosaceae
Source: the annotation of a GenBank genome assembly
AUGCAUCAUGAUUUGACUGCAAUACCAAUACAUUUAGCAUUAAGAGCAUGUCCAGUGCUCACCCCAAACCAGGGGAAUGGGCCCCCAGGCGAGCCCAGAUGUGCUCCAGCGCGAGAGAAAGGGCCCCCAAGCGAGGGCAGGGCCAAAGGCAAGUUCUGCCUGGGCUUCAGCCUGAGUUUUAUGACGUCAGCGCUGACGUCAUGCUGA